This is a messenger RNA of Engraulis encrasicolus (European anchovy), 2126 nucleotides long. RefSeq names its product adenylate cyclase activating polypeptide 1a (pituitary) receptor type I (gene adcyap1r1a). NCBI's taxonomy places the organism in Eukaryota, Metazoa, Chordata, Actinopteri, Clupeiformes, Engraulidae. Gene Ontology annotation, molecular function: peptide hormone binding; vasoactive intestinal polypeptide receptor activity; G protein-coupled peptide receptor activity. The transcript has 14 exons. The record is from RefSeq and is a predicted model, not a curated record. The coding region runs from base 694 to 2058 and encodes 454 amino acids. Gene Ontology annotation, biological process: cell surface receptor signaling pathway; adenylate cyclase-modulating G protein-coupled receptor signaling pathway. Gene Ontology annotation, cellular component: plasma membrane.
GCUGUACGACUGAGAUUUUUGUACCUUUUUUAAUAGCCCCUAUACAAAACUACUACAGAGGAACAAGCCGAUAUCAACUCGUCGCCGUUUGAACUUCACGCUGUGAAUGGCAUGAAAUAUUGAUAUUUCAAGUCUGCCAUCUCCGCGAGACUGAUAUGCAUUGCUAGAGUGCGAGUUUUCUCGUAGCCUAUUGGGCUAUAUUAGGCGUGCAGACAUUGUUCGGCGCUACUUGCACACCCCCGUAGCGCAGAACGGGCAGUGGAGAGAACGCUCUGCGGUAGCUGCACAACACGAAGCAACAUUAUCGACCUGCGUCUUACCACAAGCGUACAGGGACCGAAACCUGCGAAGGCUGUGCUGUGCAGUCAUCCCACAGGAGAACCGCAGCGGCAAUGAUAUUGUGAGUUUGGAGUUCCAGGAUCCAGUGGUCCACCGAAGCAGAGGGAUCUGGGGUCCAGAAGGAUUCAGAAGGGAUCUGGAAGGAUCUAGAAGGGAUCUAGAGAGGGAUCUAGAAGGAUCUGGGCGUUGAGUGGAGAGGUGGCCUUGUGCGUCAGGACGUGAGUGAGCCAGUCAGCCCUGUGGGGGAUCACCAUCACCGCGGAAACCAGUCAGCCCUGUGGGGGAUCACCAUCACCGCGGAAACCAGUCAGCCCUGUGGGGGAUCACCAUCACCGCGGAAACCAAGUGGAGAAGAUGAGCAGACACCUCCUGGUGGUCGUGUUCCUCUGCCUGCCGGUGCUUCCCAUGCGCUCCAGCAGCCAAGAGUUCUCCAGCUGCGUCACCAAACAUGAGUAUGAGAAGUGCAUGGCGAGGAUCGCCUUACACGAGACCGAAGACUAUGACUAUGAUGCGGGAGUGGGCUGCCCCUGGAUGUGGGACAACUUGACGUGUUGGGAGGCGACCAAGAUUGGCGACACGGUGUCAGUGAAGUGUCCAGAGCUUUUCACUGUCCUCGCUCAGGGCAACAAGUUGGGCAGAGUGACUCGUAACUGCACAGAGUACGGUUGGUCUGAGGUGUACCCUCACUACGUGGACGUCUGCAUUUUGGACGACAAUGACACCUCACCAGGUGUGAAUCUGUACUACAAGUCAGUGAGGGCUCUGUACACGGUGGGUUACAGCACCUCCCUGGUGUCUCUCACCACUGCCAUGAUCAUCCUCUGCAGGUUCAGGAAGCUCCACUGCACCAGGAACUUCAUCCACAUGAACCUGUUCGUGUCCUUCAUCCUGAGGGCGAUCUCCGUCUUCAUCAAAGAUGGCGUGCUGUAUGCCGAAGAAGACAGCAACCACUGCUUCGUACAAACCCUGGCGUGUAAGACAGUCAUGGUGUUCUUCCACUACUGCGUGAUGUCAAACUACUUCUGGCUCUUCAUAGAGGGCCUGUACCUGUUCACUCUGCUGGUGGAAACCUUCUUCCCAGAGAGGAGAUACUUCUACUGGUACACCAUCAUCGGCUGGGGCACCCCUACCAUUUGUGUGACCAUAUGGGCCGUUCUAAGGCUCCACUUUGAUGACUCAUGGUGCUGGGAUAUGAACGACAACACUGCUCUCUGGUGGGUCAUCAAAGGACCAGUCGUUGCCUCCAUCAUGAUCAACUUCGUGCUCUUCAUCGGCAUCAUCAUCAUCCUCGUGCAGAAACUGCAGUCCCCCGACAUCGGUGGAAACGAGUCCAGCAUUUACCUGAGGCUGGCCCGCUCCACUCUCCUCCUCAUCCCCCUGUUUGGGAUCCACUACACGGUGUUCGCCUUCUCCCCAGAGGACGUCAGGCAGAAGGAACGCCUCGUCUUCGAACUCGGACUCGGCUCCUUCCAGGGCUUUGUGGUGGCAGUCCUCUACUGCUUCCUGAAUGGAGAGGUGCAAUCGGAGAUGAAGAGGAAAUGGCGAAGCUGGACGGUGAACCGGUACUUUGCUGUGGACCUGAAGCAGCAGCGUCACCCGUCGCUGGCCAGCAGCGGGGUGAACGGGGGCACGCAGCUCUCCAUCCUCAGCAAGAGCAGCUCGCAGAUCCGCAUGUCCAGCCCCCAGGCGGAGAACGCCAACCUCAACCUGCCAACCUGAACGUCUGAGCCGCCAACGCCACCGCCGCCAACAACCACCACCACGCCUCACCUGCCGCCACAGACACA